GAGGAGAAACAGAACGCAGAGCAGUUGGCUGAGGAACUUGAAUCUCAAGUUGUCAAUACUGUUGGCACGAACCAACACGGGUUUUCGCUACCAGGUCUCUCUGCAACAGGCCUUGGUACCUCUCCUGUUGGAGUUGCCACUGGAGGAGGAUCGCUUCCUGGAACAAGUCCUUUGCGCUUGACUCACAUGCUUUCUUCAGCGCACGCUACUACACCUCUGUUAACCGGAUUUGGCCCAACUGGCUGGUCGCCUCCUCCUUCUCCUUUGAGUGGUCGGUCAACUCCCUUGGCCUGUAGCACUGGCUCAGUUAGCCUCACUUCUGCAGCCUAUGCAGCUUCCUCAGGACCUAUUCAGGGACGAAUUUUGGGCCCUGGUGUUUUGUCUGGGACUGGUGUUUCCGAAGGGCUUAGAUCCCCUGAUACUCAUUUGAGCCAGUCCUCUCAAAUGUUAUUGCCUUUUUAUUCAAAUCAGUCUGCUCUUUCAUCUCUGACACAGCAACAACAGCUUACAACGGCGUUGAUGUCAAGGAGUCGACAUUUCGAUUCCCAGCAUAGGUCUGUCUCAGCAAUGGGUCAGCCGCUGCAUCAGGUAAUUAUCGAGGCUGUAUGUAAUUGGGCAUGUGCUAAAUGCAACCUUUUAUAA
Messenger RNA from Protopolystoma xenopodis, 642 nucleotides. Lineage: Eukaryota; Metazoa; Platyhelminthes; Monogenea; Polystomatidea; Polystomatidae. The record is from the annotation of a GenBank genome assembly.